AUGUUUUCCCAUGCUCGUGUUAGUCGAAGGCUUUCUCGAAGAGGAAGCACACAAAGCAAUCACCAAUCAAUAGAUUUAAGAGACUCAAGGAAUUCUAGAGCGCCUUCCGUUUAUUCUCAGGCUGCAACAAUUCUGGAUACAGAUUCUAUCAAUGGUGCUCCAGAUUUGGCUACUUCUGGCGGUAUUAACAAUAUUGCGGCAAAUAACUUUAGAACUUGUAUUGAUGGAUUGUACUUGAAUUCUUUGGAAGAACUUAGUGACUGGUACAGUAACUACGAUCAGAUCAAUGAUAAUUUAUAUGAUAGCUUCAGAAUUCCCCGUCAAGAUUUGGCAUUUUAUAAAAGAUCGACACCAAAAUCUGCUGGUAUUAACUUAUCGGUAUGUCAUGAUUUUAAAGGCAAUUAUGUCGACAAUGAGGACCUAUCACCUCUCGGAUACUUUCCUCAUCCAAACGGUUUACAUUAUUUCCUACAAUUCCCCUCUCUAGUGAACCAUUUCAUUUAUUUCUCACACAAUAUGAUCAGUGUACCAACAGUGUCCUGGAUCAACAAUUGUCAUAAAUUUGGUAUUGACUGUAUGGGUACCAUUAUUAUUGAAGGCAAUACUGCCGACAAAUUCAGACAGCUUUCACAAUUAUGUUGCAAAAAUCAAAAUCAUGAAUACAUUUAUAUUAAAAUGCUUGUGAAGUUGUACGAGCAUUAUAAAUUUGAUGGGUACUUGAUAAACAUUGAAACAAGGUUCCUUAAUCGUUCUGAGUCCUUUGAAAUUAUCACGUUUGUGGAACAAUUGAGAGCAUCCAUUCAUAGCAUUUCACCCCGGUCAAAAGUCAUUUGGUAUGAUUCUUUUAUUCCUGAGCUCAACAAAAUUAAAUACGAAAAUGGUGUGUCUCCUUUGAAUUAUGAACUCUUUAAAUCUUCAGAUUACUUCUUGACAAAUUAUUGGUGGGAUGAGAGUAUCCUUAAAAAGAACGUGGCAAUUGCCGGACUUCAUGGAAUUAAUUCUUCAUUAUACGUCGGAAUUGAUAUGUUUGGAAGAGGCUCAAAAAUAGGUAAUGGGGGCUAUGACGUGCCAAUUGCUGUUAAUUUUUGCAAAGAAUAUGAUUCCAAUGUUUGUCUCUUUGCUCCUGCUUGGACUUAUGAAUUCUUGGGUAAAGACAACUUUUUGAAGAAUGAUGCAAAACUUUGGAAAUACGAUGGUAACAAUGACACAAUAGCGACUUAUAUUGAUGCAUACGGCGCUUGUUGUUUCUAUCCUUUUGCUAAUAAUCAUUCCAAAAAACAAUCAUUUUUGUUUUAUUCAAAUUUUUCCAAAGGUCAAGGGAAGUUCUUUGCCAUCAAUGGUAAGACGGUUUUCAAUAACUAUUGGGUGAAUAGCAACUUCCAAUAUGAGAUCCCUGAUAUUGUUUACAGUCAAGACACAAAGAGCCUCAGUAAAAAAUACCAAUUAAUUGAUAUCUCCAUUGAUGAUGAUGAAUCUUUUGUCGGCGGCUCGUGUUUGAAGAUUGUGAAGAAUAACAGCCAGCUAAUUUUAAGUGACAGUGAUAAACUCAGUGAUAUUGAUAGGGAGUUGAAGAGUAAACGGCUAUUCAAUUUUGGAAAUGAUUGUUCCAGUGAAAACAUCAGGAUUAGGAUGACCUAUAAGUAUAAUAUUGUCAACAAAGACUUCCAAUUUCUGAGUGUGACUGCGGUCAAUGAAUCUGAUAAGGAAAGCUUUAUUGAUAAUUUGAAGUCCAACAUUAGUGAAAUUGGCCAGAUUGAUGGAUAUUUCCAAUUGGAACUUAAAUACAGGAUUGAGAGAAGAUACAAGUCUAUUUAUAAUAUCAGAGAUGGUGUUUUGGAAGUCCCAUUGGAUAUUGGAAGACUGGAUAUCAAGAGCUCAUUUUAUGAAACUGAUUGGAAGACUAUCGAAAUGACUUUCCCAACUCCAAGGGGUGUCAAAUGGGAAUACUGCAUUUUGGACUCUGUUAACGUCAGCUGGGUUAGCAACCAACAAGUCGAUAGAAAAAACCAUAAUGGAUUUAAUGAAGCGGAUGAAAAAAUAUUUGCCAAUGUUUACAAGUUACAUGAUGGAAGUGAGUUGAGAAGGACUGGAUCGUCGUUUAUUAAUAAUACUAGAACCUGUUCCAGUAGCACUCCUUCUUCAAGCGAAUCUGCAUUAUUAACGUCUUCGGAAGAUUAUGAUAAUGAUGAUGAUGAAGAAUGGAUUAUUUUACCAGACAACUCUGUGCCAACCAGUCUAACAGAGCUUUAUAUUGGUGAAUUAUCAAUUCUUUCAAUUUUAGAUGAGGACAUCACAUCAAUGCCUUCUAUGCGUAACAAGAUCAAGAACUUGGAAAGUGUUAAACUGUUGAAUCCAAAUUUAAUCUACAUUAAAUGGGUCGAUUUCAUUUCUAAUAAUUUAACGAGAGCUGCUUAUUGGAAUAUUUUUAUUAAUGAUGAGUUUUUUGGGGUUUCCUUUUUCAAUUACUGGGCCAUCGAUUUGCAGAAGUUGGCUGAUUCUGGCAAUGGAAAUGGAGUUGGAAAAGUCAAGUCUUUGAAAGUUAGAGUUGACAGCGUUAGUGUUAUUGGCGAUAUUAUUCAAGGUGAUGAUAUUAUCAUAAAACUUUGA
Molecule: messenger RNA, 2607 nt
Organism: Saccharomycopsis crataegensis
Lineage: Eukaryota; Fungi; Ascomycota; Saccharomycetes; Ascoideales; Saccharomycopsidaceae
Exons: 1
Coding region: 1-2607 (868 amino acids)
Biological process (GO): protein deglycosylation
Cellular component (GO): cytoplasm
Molecular function (GO): mannosyl-glycoprotein endo-beta-N-acetylglucosaminidase activity
Source: RefSeq, a predicted model, not a curated record